UCUCCCCUUCUCUUUUCCCCAUCCGCGGCCGCUGCUGCUCUCGUCCUCCGCCAGCGAGCGAAUCGCCGGCUCGCCGCGGCGGCUGGAGGCACCUCGCCUUCGAUCAGGUGCGCGCCCUCCUCGAAAUCAUCCUCUCCCUCCUCAUCCGGCUCCUGAUUCGGUCCUGUCAGCGCCCAAGCCGCGCGCUGGGCGAAGCUUCCGGAAGCUUCAGGGUUUAUCCCGGCAUUUCAUUUCCGCGCCCGGAUCGGUUCGGGCUGCCGGAGUUUCUAGCAGGCUUCGGUUGGGGCGUCACUCUCCGUCACCUCUUCCAUUAUACUGCCGGUGAUUUCCUCUUCUUCAGGUCCUGAGGCAAUUUCGUUGCUGCGAGAGGCAGAAGGGGGGCGGCGGCUUUGGACUUUGGAGCCAACUUUCCUUGUUGCGGUGGCGGUGGCUGUUCGACGCCAUGAGCUUCGUGUUCCGGGGGAGCAGGGCGGACAUCGAGGCCGGUGGCUUCCCGGGGUUCGCUCCCGACCGCCGGGCCAUGCGAAUUCAUGCAGGAGGCAGGCCAGUGCAUAGCAAUUCCUUGGCUUUUCUUGUCACAGUUCUUGUUUUGUUCAUGGUAUUGAACUCACACCAGAUGUCUCCCAAUUUUUUGCUUUGGCUUGUUUUAGGGGUCUUCCUAAUGGCCACGAGCCUUAGAAUGUACGCCACGUGCCAUCAACUCCAAGCGCAGGCGCAAGCUCAUGCUGCAGCUGCCAAUGGUUUUCUUGGACACACUGAGCUGCGUGUGCAUGUACCACCAACCAUAGCCCUUGCUACAAGAGGCCGGUUGCAGAGCCUUAGACUUCAACUGGCUCUUCUGGAUCGCGAAUUUGAUGAUUUAGACUAUGAUGCUCUGAGAGCGUUGGAUGCUGACAACAGCCCACAUGUUCCUUCUAUGAGUGAGGAAGAAAUAAAUACUCUCCCUGUCUUCAAAUACAAAAUUCAGGCACAGCAGGGUAGUGCUUCUGCCCGAAAAAGUGAUGGGCCACCUCAGCUAUUGACUUCUUUGACUGUGUCUGGCAAUGAGGUAUUGACAAACACUGACCUGUUUCUCAAGAAAAAGCAAGCAGAUAGAACCAGCAAAACUCCAGAGGAUGAACUAACAUGCAGUGUUUGCUUAGAGCAAGUUGCGGUGGGUGAUCUGUUGAGAAGCCUACCAUGUUUGCAUCAGUUUCAUGUAAACUGCAUCGACCCAUGGCUGCGCCAACAGGGUACUUGUCCAAUCUGCAAGCACCAGGUGAGUGAUGGGUGGCAUGUCACAGGCAAUGACGAAGAGGAUGCUUCUUACACAGUGCAACUGUAACGUGUGUGUUAAGAGGAGGGGGUGGGGGUAUGAUUGGUUUUUCAGCCAAUCUUGGGGUGUGCUCUAAUCUCCAUCUAUCCUAACAGAGCGAGUGUGGAACCAGCUGUUCAGUGUGCUGGGUUCUUGUACAACUAAUGUUCACUUCUCUCUGAUGUUUGUGCAUCAAAAGGUUGAUGAUAUGUUUUCGUACCGGUCUUAUUAUGCUCUA
Messenger RNA from Panicum virgatum (switchgrass), 1532 nucleotides. RefSeq names its product E3 ubiquitin-protein ligase SDIR1-like. The record is from RefSeq and is a predicted model, not a curated record. Lineage: Eukaryota; Viridiplantae; Streptophyta; Magnoliopsida; Poales; Poaceae. The transcript is spliced from 8 exons. The coding region runs from base 443 to 1324 and encodes 293 amino acids.